CAAUUCUAAUGCUUAUUAUUUUUUUAAUGAUGCCAUUAAAUUUAAAAGAUAGAAGUGGAAUAUUUUCCUAUUUAAGCCGCCCAAACUUAAUGCACCAAUAUUUAUAAAAUUAAGAUUACAAAAUUAGAAUUGCCAGUAAGGAAAAUAGAAAUUGUAACAAUAAAAUCAAAAUAAAUGUACAACGACUAGACAUUAUCAUAAAUUAGGAAUUGCAUACUUGAUAAUAAUAGCAAAGGAUAUUACUACAAAAAAGGAUAGGAUUUAUAGACAGAUAUUUACAGACAAUUUAUAUUUAUAUACUUCUAGUAUGUGAUAUACAUAAAAAGAAAGUGUGUAUAAGGAUAUAUAUACUUGAAAUAGGUAAACAAAACUUAAAAGUGCGAUCUCCUCUCAAAAGACUUUCAUUUAUUUUUAAUUAUUCUAUGUGUCAUUCAUUUUUUCUCAUGUUCUUCUAAAUUUUGUGUGUUUAUAAUCAAACAGUAUGAAUAAGCUUGCUGUAACAUUUGUGACAUAUUCUUGUUGGCAUACAUCUUCCAAGAAAUAGCUUAAUAUAAAAGCAAAAUAAUUAGUAUUUAAAUAUAUAUUUUGAUAUAGCUAAUAUGAUUGGAAAGGUUAAAUAAUCUGUUUGAUUUAAUAUAAACUAUUUUCUUUAAUAAUGUCAAAUGUAUGGACUGGGAACGAUACUGAGAAAUUAAUAGUACUUUAUGGACAAUAUCAGUGUUUGUGGAAUCCAUUCCACCCUGAGUUCAAUAGUACAUUGUCACGUUACAAAGCAUACAAGAAGAUAAAAAACUCCAUUGAUAUCCCUGGAUUAACGAUAUGUGAUUGCAUUGAAAGAAUUACAAAUGUAAAAAAAGAAUACUGUUAUGAACUAUCGAAAAUCACUGCAGCUAUAUUUUGUGAAAAAUUAUACUCGCCAAAAGCAGAAUGGUUUAAAAGAAUGCAUGUGCUUUUUUUUCCAUAUAUACCGACAUCUCUUUCGAGUGAUUUUAUAAAGGUAUAUGUAUGUAAUGCAAAAGAUCGUUCCACAUACAUGGAUGAUAUUUCUGUAGAAGUGUAUAGUAGAAGAAAAACUGAAGAUAGUUUUGAUAUAUUUGGGAAAAGUAUAGCGUUUCAAUUGCGAAAUAUUGACUUAAAAACUGCUGUGGAAUUGGAAAAAGAUAUACAAAACUUGAUAACAAAAACGCGAUUAAAAACUUUAAAGUCUAAAUUAAUUGAUUGGAAUGGCAGCUCAAUCUGCUGCUGUGAUUGUAGCGAUUGCAAAGUAAUGUGUAAAAACGAAACUUGUAGUUGUGGCUUAACAUUAAAGGAAUGUUAUUACUAACAAAGAUCAAAGAAAAAAAGAGUUAUGGGUUUUGUUACAAAUAGAGAAUUAAUCUUGAUAAUAUUGAGAUAAUCGCAAGUAAUAUUUAUGUAUUCUUAAAUUAUUAUUUUUAAAUAUAAGUAACAUAUC
Nylanderia fulva is the source of this 1453-nucleotide messenger RNA. The record is from RefSeq and is a predicted model, not a curated record. Lineage: Eukaryota; Metazoa; Arthropoda; Insecta; Hymenoptera; Formicidae.